Messenger RNA from Labeo rohita (rohu), 636 nucleotides. RefSeq names its product hemagglutinin/amebocyte aggregation factor-like. Lineage: Eukaryota; Metazoa; Chordata; Actinopteri; Cypriniformes; Cyprinidae. The transcript has 5 exons. The record is from RefSeq and is a predicted model, not a curated record. Bases 43 to 555 code for a protein of 170 amino acids.
GGACAAUAAACACCACAAAUCACAUUUGCAUCCCUGAACACUAUGAAGACAGUUGCUGUCCUUCUGCUACUGACUGGACUGUUGGCCUGUGGACGAGGCUGGAAGAACGACUAUGAUGGGAAUCUAAAUUUUAACUGUCCUGCAGGCCAGUCGAUAUACUCCAUAACGAGUGAACACAACAAUAAGCGUGAGGACCGGCGUUGGGAUCUCACCUGUCAAGCCACCUACGGCCAGAGUGGACAAUGUCACUGGACAGGUUACAUCAAUGACUUCGACCAAGUGAUCCUCUUCGAGUGUCCAGCACAACACGUGGUUGCAGGAAUGAGCAGCUUCCACAGCAACCCCCAUGAGGACAGACGCUGGAAAUUUUACUGCUGUAAAAGUUCAUGUGUUUCUACAAGCUGUCAUUGGACCACGUACGUGAACAACUUUGAUGAGUACUUUCACUGGACUGUGCCUUCCCGUAACGUUCUGGUGGGCAUUCACAGCUACCAUCAAAAUCGUCAAGAAGAUCGGCGAUGGGCGUACAAGGUCUGUGUCAAGUACAAUGUUUGAUUUCAAGAGUCAAAACUCUCUUACAGUUCAUGAUGAAUAUUCUCUCAUGAUCCUCUGAAAUAAAUGCAUGUUGAAAACGAA